Messenger RNA from Trachymyrmex cornetzi, 3655 nucleotides. RefSeq names its product Rev1 DNA directed polymerase (gene Rev1). Gene Ontology annotation, molecular function: damaged DNA binding; deoxycytidyl transferase activity; DNA-directed DNA polymerase activity. Gene Ontology annotation, biological process: error-free translesion synthesis; error-prone translesion synthesis. The transcript has 6 exons. Lineage: Eukaryota; Metazoa; Arthropoda; Insecta; Hymenoptera; Formicidae. Gene Ontology annotation, cellular component: nucleus. The record is from RefSeq and is a predicted model, not a curated record. Bases 28 to 3444 code for a protein of 1138 amino acids.
AAGAAAUUUGUAUAAAUUAGUAUAAUUAUGUCAAAGAAAAAAAGAGAUCAUGAUUGGGGAGAAAAUGGUUUCGAAGAUUGGGGCGGUUAUAUGGCUGCAAAGAAAGCUAAAUUGGAGGAACAGUUUCGCGAUACAGCCAGCAAAGAGUUUAAAGAAUCAUCGAAACUGUUUGAAGGAAUUGCAAUAUUUGUUAAUGGUUAUACAAAUCCAACAUCGGAUGAGUUGAGACGUCUAAUGAUGAUGCAUGGAGGAAUAUAUCAUCAUUAUAUGCAUCCUAAAAUCACGACUCAUAUCAUAGCAUCUAAUCUGCCAUACUCUAAAAUAGUGUUAUAUAGAAAAAGUCAGAAUCCAAUUCCUAUCUGCAAACCACAAUGGAUCAUUGAUAGCAUAGCAGCUGGAAAGAUUUUGAAUUUUCAAAAUUAUUUACUUUAUUCUAAUAGUACUAAUUUACAGCCUCAGUUGGUAUAUAAAUUAAAUAAUAAAGAUAAUGCUAGUUUAAUCAUGCACAAUAAACAGAAUAUUGAGAAGCCUGAAGCUUCAGCAAACACUGUUUGCAAAGAAACAGAUAUAAAUAAUAAAAAUAUAUCAAAACACGAUGUGUGUAAGGAUGCAUUGAAACAAGACUCAAACAACUCUUGUCAAUCUUCAAAUACAAAAAUAAGUGCGCAGUCUACAAGGGAUGCUGAGUUUCUGUCAACGUUUUACAGUAACUCGAGAUUGCAUUAUAUUUCUACCAUGGGAACUAUGUUUAAAGAUUAUGUGAACGAGUUAAGAGAUAAAAGCGACGGAAUUUUUUCCGGUCUUGAACGUUUAAUAAAAUUAAAAAACACCAAGAAUGCAUCAACUUCAGUUACUUGCGAAUCAGAAUCCGAAGAUGAGACAAUUUGUUUUACAGAUAAAGUUACAGGUAAAGUGAACCAUAAGCAAAAACCUAUUAUAAUGCAUAUUGACAUGGAUUGCUUUUUUGUAUCGGUGGGAAUCAGAAAUAAACCGGAAUUGCAAAGUGUACCGAUAGCGGUAACGCACGCAAAAGGCAACAAGUUUUCAGCGAAUUACGACGGCAAGGAAGAGUUUGGAUCGAUGUCAGAAGUAGCUUCGUGCUCGUACGCAGCAAGAAAGGCUGGCGUGAAGAAUGGCAUGUUUCUGGGAGAGGCGUUAAAACUGUGUCCAAAUUUGAAGACAAUUCAGUACGAUUUCGAGGGUUACAAAGAAGUUUCGUACACACUGUAUGACACCGUGGCAUCUUACACUUUAGAUAUCGAAGCAGUAAGCUGCGACGAAAUGUAUGUUGAUUGUACGAAAAUUCUUGAAGCAUCUGGACUUUCACCAUUAGAGUUUGCUACUAUAAUUAGGAAUGAAAUAAAGCAGAAAACAGAUUGUCCGGUAUCCACGGGAUUUGGUAAUAACAAGUUACAAGCGAGAUUGGCGACGCGAAAAGCUAAACCUGAUAAUCAGUUUUAUCUCAACGAUAAGAAUACAGAGACAUAUAUUCAAACUUUUAAUAUAAGAGAUUUAUCAGGAGUUGGCGGAACAACGACUUAUAAGUUACAUAAAAUGAAUGUUCAUAUAUGUGAAGAUUUGCAGAAGAUCUCGUUGAGAGUGUUGCAAAAAGAAUUUGGUAAAAAGUUGGGAGAGCAGUUAUACAAGAUGUGCCGUGGAUUAGACGACACAAAGCUGAAUCUGGAAUAUGUUCGAAAAUCUGUAUCGGCGGAAGUUAAUUAUGGCAUAAGAUUUCAGAAUAAUGGCGAUGCUAUCGAUUUUUUGAGUGAAUUAUCUGUGGAGGUGUGUAAUCGAUUGACAGCAGCUCGUGCAAAAGGUAGAUGCAUCACGCUAAAAUUGAUGAUCAGAGCUGAGGAAGCACCCAAGGAAACCGCAAAGUUCAUGGGUCAUGGUCUUUGCAAUUAUAUAACAAAAUCGAAAAAUCUUAUAGCAGCUGUUGACGAUAUUAGUAUCAUCAAAAAGGAAGUUAUAAGUAUUUGGAAUCAGUUGGAUUUAAUACCCGAAGAUAUGAGAGGAAUUGGAAUACAAAUAUCCAGAUUAGAAAUAUGUAAGACUAAGCAAGCUAAAAGUAGUUUAAUCAACUUCUUUAAUAAAACGAAAAAAAUACAACAACCGUGUGAUAAAAUGUUGGGAGAUGAUAAUGAAGAUUGUAUCUCAGUCGAGAAAUCUAAACCGGAUUGCUCUAAAGUGCCUUCAACAGAACCGUCAACAGCAAUAAAAGAAAAUUGUGAUACAGAAAUUAGUAAUUUGCCGUUGAAAUUGGUAAAAUCUUCUGAAUCAAUCGGUAUAACAAUGCCAGUCGAACCGUCGGUGAUAGCAACUAAAUCAAAGAAUAACAAGUUACACAAUCCUAAGAUAAAUGAAAAUAUUACUAAAGUGAAGGAUUUAUUUGGAAAAUCCAAUAAGAAAGCAAUGCAAAAGCAGACGUCUCAAGAGAAUUUCUUUAAACAAGUAAAACCGAAUAGCGGAAGAUCAUCGAAAUAUGAUAUACCACGAAUACAAGAUAUCGAUAUGUCCGUGUUAAUCGAAUUGCCCGCAGAUAUAAGAAAUGAGAUAUUUGACGAAUUUAAAAGAAAUAAGAAACAAGCUAGUAUGAAUACGGAUCGGGUAAAUCAAGUUUUGCAUGACGAAGAAACUUCAAAUGUACAGAAUUGUUCGCAAGUUGAUCCGGAUGUUUUAUCAGCUUUAAUGAAAGACGAUUUGCAUCCCGAUGUGCAACGCGAUGUGCAGAUGUACUGUGAUAUGAAAAGAGAAGCGAAUAAAGUUAAUUUGAACGAAAUAAAUAAAAAAAGCGAUAGUGAGCAAUUGAAAGAAACGGAUGCCUCUUUAAAGAUCAGUGAUAAUUAUAGAAAUAAAGAGAACGCAAUACCUAAUGUAAAUAGCACUUGUAUAGAUGAAGCCAAACGUAUACUAGAAAAGAACGCAAUGCAUGAAAAGGAUCAACUGUAUGAAAAAGAUGCUGUCGAAGCAACAUCUACAUCGAAUCAAAUCGAUCACGUUGAUAGUUCAUACAAUAAUGUUACGAUAGAUAAAGCCGAUACCUUUAUUUUACAGAAUUUAAGUAUUUUACAUAACAAUGAGAACGUAGAUAAACAUCAGGAAAUGUUGAUUAAUCUUGUGAAUCAUCUCUUCACCCUUCCAUUACAACAGGUAAAACUGCAAAUACAAACAUGGGUUACUAAAUCUAAUGUCGUGAAUGAAGUAGACUUCCUGUCACUAGCGGCGUUUCUUAGCAUGCUUCCAGAAAAGAAACGUAUCGAAGAUUUACAUGUCCUAUUGAAAACCAUGUAUAGAUGUACAACGAAAACUGGGAACUGCAUUUGGCAUAAAACAUAUAGAAGAACCGUGAAACAUGUUCAACGUUAUAUGCAGAUCGAAUACAACAACAAUAUAAUGGUACCGUUGAUCAGAUGUAAUGAUCCGAGAUGUAAUAACGAUAAUUGAAUUCGAAAUUCGUAAAUUUAAUAAAUUAAAUUUCUACUAAUGAGUGUGUAAUAUAAGAAAUCUAUUUACAAGCAAAUGUGAUAUCUUUAAUUUCAAUUGAACGCAAUACCGUUCUUUAUCUAGAGAAGCUAGUAAUACACGACUCGUUUAAUGUAUGCCUUUGGAAAAGUUUGCUCGGUCUUGUAUAAAUUAGUAAGAAGUCAACCUCGAA